Messenger RNA from Cyclopterus lumpus (lumpfish), 3208 nucleotides. RefSeq names its product endothelial cell adhesion molecule a (gene esama). The record is from RefSeq and is a predicted model, not a curated record. The transcript has 7 exons. Gene Ontology annotation, molecular function: cell-cell adhesion mediator activity. Gene Ontology annotation, cellular component: adherens junction; plasma membrane. Lineage: Eukaryota; Metazoa; Chordata; Actinopteri; Perciformes; Cyclopteridae. Gene Ontology annotation, biological process: homophilic cell-cell adhesion. Bases 339 to 1706 code for a protein of 455 amino acids.
AACUUGCGGAGUUGUGGCUACUCGCUGCCGUCUCUACGCGGAGGAAGUGCGGUUGCAGCGGAGCGUUGAGCGCAGCAGCAGGAGGACAAGUGCGGCGCCGGACCUCCAGAAGCGGCGAAACGCGUCUCACUUUCUCCCCGACUCAAGAGGGGCUCCUGCGGCGGGACGAGACGGUUCCGGACAUAUUCUCCCCCCCGGAGGACUGCCCCCCUCCCUCCUCACCUCUCCUCCCGUCUCUGCGGGGUGGCUGACGGGGAGCCACUUGACAGACCUGGAGAAGAGCCGUGCCCGAGGCGACGCGGAGCUCACGCGCAGAGCCGGGGAGACCCACGUCCACCAUGGAGGUCGGCACUACUUCGAGGAAACUUCCUCUGCUCUCGCUCACCUGGCUGUGGCUGCUCUCAGGCAUCUGGGCCCAGAUCCAGAUGCCCCAGCCCAGCAUGGAAGUGAUCAAGGGUCAGAUGGUGGUGCUGAGGGCCACGUACAGCAGCAGCAGCGGCAUCGACCCGAGCACCAACACCAUCCUCUGGAACUUUGUCUCCAACAGCACCCAGCUGAUCAUCUCCUACACCAAAGACUCCAUGAGCGUGGGCAGCUCCCAGUUUCAGGGCCGCGUGGGCUUCUCCUCCAGCAUGCCCUCGGCCGACGUGUCCCUGUACAUCAACAACACCCAGGAGUCGGACUCGGGACGCUACGUCUGCCAGGUCAUCAUCCCCGAAAACGGCGGCCUCACGGCUGAGCUCCAUCUGGACGUGAAAGUCCCCCCCGGAGUUCCCAAGUGCUCUCUGUCAGGGAAGCCGGUGCUGAAGGGGAACGUGACUCUGAGCUGCAGAACCAGCUCCGGGAAGCCCGUCCCCCUGUACAGAUGGAGGAAGACCAGUCCCAGCUCCGAGGUCUUCUUCUCUCCCAUGCUCAACGAGAAGACCGGCACACUGAAGCUGAGCAACCUGAGCAGCAACAUGUCGGGCAAGUACGUGUGCUCGGCCACCAACUCAGCCGGGUCGGAGAGCUGCUUCAUCAACCUGGAGAUCUUCACCUCCAGUAAUGUGGGGAUGAUCGCUGGCGCCACAGUGGGCUCAGUGGUUGGCUUCAUCUUCCUCCUCAUCUGCCUCGUUUUCCUGGUGAAGAGGCGAAGAGACAAUGAGGACGACAUGGCCAACGAAAUCAAGGAGGACGCUCAGGCUCCCAAGCGUGUGUCCUGGGCGAAGAGCGGCAUGGGGUCAGACAUCAUCUCCAAGAACGGCACCCUGUCCUCCAUCGCCUCCAGCCCGCACCACCGAGAGCCCUCCCACGACCACAACAACCACCACCUGCAGCAGUACCCCCAGCGCACGCCUUCAGACACCGCCUCCAUCAUCACCGCCACGGGCAGCAUGGCCGGCUACCGGCCGCCCCGCCACCACGGAGCCUCCACCCCCACCCACUACGUCUACAACAACAACCAUACCACCGCCCUGCCGCGCGGACAGGCCGUCUCCUCCGAGGGCAGCACCAACGGGAGCUCCCUGCCCCGGCCGGAGCGCUUCACCCAGCUGCCCCAGGCCCAGGUGCUGCCGCAGACCUACGGCCAGCCUCAGCUGCAGCACCAGGCCGCUCCCUACCCGCCGCCGCUGCCCACCUCCACGGUCACGGCCUCCAACAUCGCCCGCAUGGGAGGGGUGGCCAUCAUGGUGCCUGCACAGAACCAGGCCGGGUCUCUGGUCUAACAGCGCUGAAGACCAACCCAGACAGCGGCAUGCUGUCCCUUCACCUCUCAAAGGACAUUCAGACACAGACUGUUUACCUGCUUUAAGUAUACUCAAGUCUUUUAUAGUGUGUAUGUACCGCAUACAUUGCAAACUAUGUAUAGAUAUAAUUUUCAUACAUACAUUUGUUCAAUAUCUUCUUUUCUACCUUAUCAAUGCAUUUCUAUUUUAUUUGUUGUAUUUCUUUAAAUGCUUUUAAAUGACGUAUAUAUUUACUAAUUCCACAAAGUGAAGAGCAGAUGGACCGUGUGUGUGAGUCUCCUGGAUGAAUAUUAAUGUGGAAUAUGAAGAUCUUUACUUCAUAGCGACCUACAGGAGGAAGAGUCCAGACCAAACGGGUUGAAGCACAACAAAUGUUACUAGUGAAGAACUGGGUGAGAUAUAUGAAGAUCUUUGUUUUUAUUCAGAAUAUUUCUGCAGCAGAAAGAAAGACAAAACAGCAUUAUACAUAUGAUAAAGUUUGGCACUGCUAAAUAUCCUAAUCCUUUCUCUUUGGCUUUGCUAUAAAAUGCUCUUUAAACACAGAUUAGCAAAAGCUUCUUUUGCAAAAAUAUUGAGCACUAUUCAGAACUGCAGUAGGGUGACUUUGCUAAAACACAAGUCCACACUAUUUUUAAUGUUGCCUCCGAAUUGAAAUUGUAAAUAUGAUAUUUAUUUUUUGAUAAAUGUGUAUCUUAUUGUUGGCCACAGCCGGUAUGGAGCGUAUAACACAGUCAUAUGUUAGCCUGAGAGACAGAGGAGCAUGCUCUCUGGAGAGGGGCACCAUGACCUGGGUUAAGGUUUAGAGAGUUUAUGGUUCAGACCUAAUAGUGACAGGAAUAUGAUCUCUAUGAUCUGCUACCACCAGGACAAAAUGGAGGAGACACUGCUCCUCCAAAGGGGAAACUUACAGGUGGAUAUGGUGAAAAGAAAAAGAAACAUUCUAGUUAAUCAUAAUGAAACUUUCCCAGUCGAUCAUUUACAGAGAAAGGCUGUAAACGACAUAUGAACAAACCACUCAGAAUAUAGAGAGGAAUGAAAGCGUAACGUUUGGUGGAUGUCAGAGCUGCUGAAGUGGGAUUUAUGAAUCAGAGUCUGAGAAAUAACUUUAAAGAGAUGUUUUAUUAAAUUACAAUAUGAAGACUACAGUAAACAUGGUCAAAUAAAUAACUAAUAGAUGAAACUUCUCCAGUUGAUUACUGACAUUGAGACAUAGAGUUUUCUAGAAAUGUUAUGUUACAAUAUACAUAUUAAAAAUCUACAGACACAAAAAGACAAAGUUGUAAAGAAAAUGUGUAUUUAGGAUGAUUUACUUCCUCUAGUCUGAAAGAAGACCAUCUCUAAAUCAACCAGAACAUGAAGAACAGGGUUUUGGUCUCCACUUAUUGGAGUACAUUGGUAAAAGAAUUUAGUGUAUCAUCAAAGAUAUGUUGGCUUAAUAUGAUCGAACCAAAUAAUAACUGGAUUUUGGCUCCAAAGCUGUA